This is a messenger RNA of Prorocentrum cordatum, 849 nucleotides long. Lineage: Eukaryota; Dinophyceae; Prorocentrales; Prorocentraceae. The record is from the annotation of a GenBank genome assembly.
CAGGAGCCCGCCGCCGCAGGCGCCUGCGCGGUGGCGCGCCGCGGCGCGGCCGAGGAGGGCGCCCCAGACCCGGGGGGCCGCAGUUCCGAGGAGGAGCUGCAGGCCGAGCGGGCCGAGGGAGUCCGCGCGGCGCUCCAAGAAGAGGUCUCGACGGCCUUCGGGGCGGGAGCGGCCUGCGUCCACCUGGUCGGCUCGCACCUCUACGGGGCCGCGCUGCCGCUGGCCGACGUGGACCUGCUGGUGGAGCUCUCCGAGGGCGCCCAGCGGCGGCUGAUGAGCCUCACCGACACGAGCCUCCGCCACGAGGACCGCACUCGCUUGCUCGCGACGCGGGCCCUGAUGAGGCUGCGCCAGCAGCUGGAUGCUGGCGACGCCGCCUCGUGGGGGUCCUCGUACGUCGCGCUGGACGCCCGAAGGCCCAUACUCCGCCUGCAGCGCGCAGGGGUGCCAGUGGACGUGUCCUUCGACCAGAGCCUCGCUGCGCUAUGCAAGAGCGCGCUGCUGGCCGAGUGCGGAGCCCGCGAUGCGCGGCCGCUGCUGCUGGCGAGGCUGGUGCGAGCGUGGGCCCAGGCUCGCGGGCUCUCUGGGCAGCGCCGGGGCUACCUGUCCGGCUACGCGUGGUGCCUCCUGGCGGUGUUCUUCUGCCAGCUCCGCGGGCUCCUGGGCGCCCUCGCGCCUCCGAGCAGGCUGGAGCUCAGCGCCUUCGGCCCCGGCGCGGAGUGCGCGCCGCGGCCGCCCGCGGCGCCGCUGCGGCUCGGCGGCGGGGCCGCGGCCCUCCGGGCGGCGCGGGCGCUGCUGCCCGGCUUCUUCGCCUUCCUCGCCCGAGACUUCGACUGGGCCACCGAGGUG